CUGGCGGCCGGGCGGCCCCAGGGCGGGCGGGCGGCGGCGCUAAGGCCCGGCGGGGCGGCGCGGAGCUGCCGUGUUGACAGCGCCGGGAGCUGGCCGGGAAGGGGAGCAGGUUGGCGGCGGCGGCGGCGGCGGUGGUGGAGACGCCGCCGGGUCCCCCGCUGCCCUCCGCGGCAUGGCUUUCAUGGAGAAGCCGCCGGCCGGCAAGGUGCUGCUGGACGACACGGUGCCGCUGACAGCGCAGAUCGAGGCGAGCCAGAGCCUGCACUCCCACACGGAAUACAUAAUCCGUGUUCAGAGAGGAAUUUCAGCAGAAAACAGUUGGCAGAUUGUGAGGCGAUACAGUGACUUCGACUUGCUUAAUAAUAGCUUGCAGAUCUCAACUCUAAGUCUACCUCUUCCUCCAAAAAAGUUGAUUGGAAAUAUGGAACGUGAAUUCAUAGCUGAAAGACAGAAAGGACUCCAGGCCUAUCUCGAUGUAAUUACUUCCCAUCACAUACUGUCUAACUGUGAACUCGUAAAAAAAUUUUUGGACCCAAACAGCUAUUCUGUAAACUACACUGAAAUUGCCUUACAGCAUGUUUCAAUGUUCUUCCGAUCAGAGCCAAAGUGGGAAGUGGUGGAGCCAUUAAAAGAUAUAGGUUGGCGAAUACGUAAGAAAUAUUUCUUAAUGAAGAUAAAGAAUCAACCAAAGGAACGGCUAAUGUUAAGCUGGGCUGAUCUAGGCCCUGAUAAAUACUUGUCUGACAAAGACUUACAGUAUGCUGUGAAACUUCUUUCUUCCUGCUCUCAUCCCUAUAUUUACAAAAUCACUUUUGCCACUGCCAAUGAAUCUUCAGCACUGGUUAUUAGACCAUUCAGUGAAAAAGGGACACUAAAGGACCUUAUUUAUAAGGCAAAACCAAAAGACCCAUUCCUGAAGAAGUAUUGCAAUCCUAAAAAAAUUCAAGGUCUUGAACUUCAGCAAAUAAAAACAUAUGGAAGACAAAUAUUAGAGGUAUUAAAAUUCUUACAUGAGAAAGGAUUUCCUUAUGGCCAUCUUCAUGCUGCCAAUGUAAUGUUGGAUGGGGACACGUGCAAGUUAUUGGAUCUAGAAAAUUCCUUGUUGGGACUUCCAUCAUUUUAUCGAUCAUACUUUUCACAGUUUCGGAAAAUUAAUACUUUAGAAAGCAUUGAUGUACAUUGCUUUGGGCACUUACUGUAUGAAAUGACAUAUGGAAGACCCCCAGAUACAAUUCCAGUAGACAGCUUCCCUCCUGCACCAUCCGUGUUUGUUGUGUCUGUGUUGGAAUCCAUUCUGACCUGUGAAGCUAUGAAGAAUGGCAUGCCAACUGUUUCACGGCUCUUACAGAUGCCAUUAUUCAGUGAUGUCCUGCUAACAAGCUCUGAGAAACCACAGUUUAAGGUUCCUACUAAGCUAAAAGAGGCAUUGAAAAUGUCCAAGGAAUGCAUAGAAAAAAGAUUAACAGAAGAACAGAAAUUGAUUCACCAGCACAGAAGACUGACAAGAGCGCAGUCUCAUCAUGGCUCUGAAGAAGAAAAAAAGAAAAGGAAGAUCUUAGCAAGAAAGAAGUCAAAACGCUCUGCCUAUGAAAGUGGGGAAGAACACUCAGCAAAAUACAGCAACUCAAAUAACUCAGGCUCUGGGGCGAGUUCCCCAUUAACAUCUCCAUCAUCCCCCACGCCACCCUCUACAGCAGGAGCAUCGUCGAUACCCCCAGCACCGCCACCGCCGCCCCUGCCACCAGCAGCUCCUCCUCCAAGUACAGAGGUGCCAAUGCAGCCGAGCCCUCAGCCCGCCAUCAGCGCAAGCCGAGGAGCUUUACUCAGCUCCAUUCAAAACUUUCAGAAAGGAACUCUGAAGAAAACACAGACGUGUGACUACAGCGCUCCCAGGAUCAGCUGAGGCUACCGGUUCCACCAGGAUUGAAUUCCCCUUCCCCUUCCUGUGCUGUCUCAGAACAAGCCCCUUCUGCGUGGCGACAUUCACCAGCAUAGAGCGGCUAACCACGCUGUAGCUCCAUUUUACCCCUCUUUCAGCUUUCCUUGAGCAGCAGCACUACACUGUGGAUUGCAUUGCCAUGCUAAAUAUUCUAUUCUUUUAUUUGGUUUUAAGAACUUUUUUCUCUAGCUACACUAUCUGGGCUGUAUGGCUGAAUAAAAAUCUGAAAAUAGGAACGACCACAAUCAAGGUGAAUUGAAGCUUUUUUUUUUUCUAGUUGUUUCCCCACUUUUCUUUCCAAAUUACAGGAAUCUAGUUUUAGUCUGCUGUAAGAUUUUUUCAGUACUAUUCAUAUAACUGUAACUCAUCUCACUCUUCCUGCAUCGAAUCAGCAAGUUUUGUUUUAGGUAAUCCAAAAAAGUAAAGCCAACCCACCAAACCAACCUUUGAAGUAUACUGCACAGGUGAGGGAACUGGAGAAUUAAAUCUUAUUCCCACCGUAUUUGUUGGUGGAGUAAAAAUGCUGUCUCAAACUUGUUUUAAUGGACAUCCUACCUGCAACUCUAAAGGAAAGUUUUUUUAAGUAAGGAAACAGGUGAAAUGGGAGUUAAGAGGGCACCGGGAUAUUAUUCAUGAUUUAGUUAAAUGGGACUUUACUUCAAGUUAAUUUUACAGCUUAAACUUUAUUGAAAGAUCCUUUUUGAUUUGACUAAAACCUUAAAUUGCACUUUAAAGGAUUAUAGAUAAUCCAUUUUUUAAAUUCAGAUACAUCAGUGUUUGUUACUAUGCAGAGAAUGUCUGUACAAAGUUUCAUGUAACCUGUGAUAUUCAGUCAUUUUUAUUAAAAUGGUAAUGGAAUUCC
Messenger RNA from Anas platyrhynchos (mallard), 2801 nucleotides. RefSeq names its product PX domain containing serine/threonine kinase like (gene PXK). Gene Ontology annotation, cellular component: late endosome; plasma membrane; early endosome. Gene Ontology annotation, biological process: protein targeting to lysosome; early endosome to late endosome transport; negative regulation of monoatomic ion transport. Gene Ontology annotation, molecular function: phosphatidylinositol binding; ATP binding; protein kinase activity. The record is from RefSeq and is a predicted model, not a curated record. Lineage: Eukaryota; Metazoa; Chordata; Aves; Anseriformes; Anatidae.